AUGUACAUUCAUAAAUAUACGUUGCUAGUACUUUCGUUCGUCGCUGGCCUUGCUCAAGGAUCUCAGAUAAACGGUGUAGUCAACCAUUUUAAUAUAACACAAUAUACUGCACCGCACUUGGAUCUUUCUACCGUCAGGAAUAGUCAGUUGCUUAUAUUUGAUGACUUUCAAACGUUUGAUUACUAUACAUACAAAGGGCAGCAAAUUUUUACAGGCUUAGCCGACGAGAGGAAAAACUCGUUAAUCUACUAUUCCAAUAAUACUUAUGUUCAGUUGGCAGAGUUACCAGACGGUGCAGAAAUAAAGAAAAUAGUUCCGUGGGGUGAUGAUAGUUUUAUUUUAAGUGGCAGGGGUGUGUUUGAAGGCCAUCGAUUGGAGCACCAAUUAAUCUAUAAUCUAUCAAGCUUCGAGAUAACGGAAAUACUUAAAGAGCCAUUAGAACACGUCAAUGACAUUUUAACGGACGGCGAGGUGGUAUACUUUGGAGGUGGUUUCACAUAUAAUGAUGGAAACUUGUCGGGCCACAGUGUGGUGAAGUGGGAUGCAACAGAUAAAUCAAGUUCGUUAUUACCUUUCUAUGGCUUUGGGCAGGGCUCUGUGGUAAACAACAUAAUAAAAUUGGAUGAUAGUAAUAUAUUAUUUGUUGGCAAAUUUUCUACAAUUGAUAAUACUGCAUUAUUGCCACAUAGAAAUGUUUCCAGCAGUUUCUUAUCAAACAGCACAAACAUAGAAACAAACGCCUUGGCAUCACUCCGAUUUUCAUCUUUGGUUCAUGACGGAACCUUGAAUAGUUCAGCGUUCGUUUGUCCUGAGGGUUCAGCUGAUUCUUGGACGAUACCGCAUAGCACUAUGGGCGAACUCACUAUUCGGGUUAUUAAUCAGAUGACGCCUUCAAAAAUUAGAAUCUACAAUUCCAAGGAUUCCAAUAAUCAAGUCAACUUGUUCAGAAUUGUAACAUCCCCAUCUAGAAGUAUCAUGAACAUGACUUACGUUGACCCCAUAACUGGAGCAUUAGCUGUGUGUGAUGCUUGGUGCCCUCUUCAGCCACUAUCGGUGCUUUCCAAUCUAGCAGAAAAUAGUACGUCAUCUGUAAUGGCAGCAUUUCCGAAUAACAACAAUGUCCUUGUUAAAUGGACGGCCGCAUAUCAAGAAUUUGCAUUCGUUAAUCGCGUCCCCAUACAAGAGUUAACAUUCAUCGCCAUAGAUUCUUUUGGUCACAAUGUGGGAUUACUAGGUAUCGAAUUAUUCCAAGCUGAAUAUGAUACUUACGUAAACAACACAUUAAAUCAACCCAACUGUGACUCUCAACAAAAUUUCCCUGCUUCUGUAGUCUCUAAAGAUACCGUAUGGUAUCAAGGACUUCCAGAUCAAAGCUACAUGGCAACUUCAUUUACCGCAGGUAAACCAAGCGUAACUUUGACGCCUUCCAUUCCUUAUCCAGGUAUUUACACUCUAAAUUUGGUUACUCCUGGUUGUCUGACUGAUAACACUUGUGCAUUCAGGGGAAUUGUAAACGUCACUAUACGCGCACAAAAUGGAACCCAUUUAAUGAAUCGUUGGAUCUACCAGAACAACGAAAAUCUGAAAUAUGAUCCUUUAUUCAGAGGAUAUUUGGACGAUAGCCCAAAUGUGGUCUUAGAGUGGAUUGGUCCAAUUGAUCCCGCGGCUGCUAAUAAUGUCAUGGUGGCGGAUAGGGUUACCUCUAUUAUUGAUUCUAUUGAAGAUUUAGAAAUGAAAAACGGAACUUCAAAUAGUAAUCUCUUAAAUGGCUUAUUCCAGUAUGCUGCAUCGAACUUUACUAAUACUAACCUUUCCACGCUUGUGGGUAGCACAAAUAUUGACCAAUAUCCUGUAAGGAAUAUACCACAUAGUUCCUCCCUCUUUGGACAGAUAUAUAACGAUACAUUGUUUAUUGGAAGUCCUUCAAUAGAUGGGCUAGCUAAAAUCAGUCGUCGCAAGGACGAUUGGAAUGAUAUUAUUGUUGAUCCACAACUGAUAGACACAGAAGGACCUGUUACCGGCAUUUUUCCAUAUUCGAAUGGUUUAGCACUUACCGUACAUUCUAAUCAGACAAACAUGGCAAGUUCAUUGAGUUUCAACGGUAGCAUUAGCACUAUAUUUCGUUCUAAUGCACCUAGUUUAUCUAUUUUGAAUUUGACAAUUGAUGGAAGUGAAAUAUUAGUCUUUGAUAAUGGAUAUGUUUAUAAUGUAUCGUCCCAGUCUGAUAUAUCAAAUUCUGAAACUUUAAAAUUGUCACUAUUGUCAGCUGGUGCAAAUUUAGAAGAUGAUCUAAUACUUGCAGGAAAUGUACAAUCAACUAAACAUUUUGUACCUAAUGGGGCUAUUGCAAUUGAUGCCGAUAGUAAUGAGGUGGUGACAUCAGGCCUUCCAUCAGUGGAUGAUGGAAUAAUCUACAGAGGUUUAUUCAUAAAUGAUUCGUCUUCUGCGUAUGCCUACUAUUCGAAAUCCUUAGGUAGUUCAAAAGGGGGUAUUGUAGUAUAUGGUGAACAUGAACCUGAAUAUUUAUCAACAGACGAUUCAACUGUCAAUGACAUGCUUUAUAUCAAAGAUUCCAAUUUACUCGCUGUUGUCACAAGUGGAACAAGUCAAGGUCUUGCCAGUUUGUAUAUUCACGAUUUAUCUGCUGAUUUUGCACCUAUAAAAGAAACCUUUGAAAUUGGUGAAGUUAUAAAUACAAUGGUUUUAUUUGGGCGAAACUAUACGUUGUUGGUUGGUGGUACUUUUACACGUAAUGGUUGUCGUGAUCUUUGUUUGUAUAAUUAUGCCACUAAUAAUUGGACACGAUUCAUGGAUGGCAAUAUAACGGGUGAUAUAAGGCAACUACAAUUCUUAGAUGGUAAUACUUUGAUGGUUGCGGGUUUAUUAGCUUCUUCUGACUCGAAAGAUCUUCAACUUGUAGAGAUAGAUCUUUCAAAUAUGGAGAUAAUAUCAAAGUUACAAGGCACCAAUACUGGAACUUUUCAACAUGUGUUAACUGUUGGUAACUCCAGUUCUGAACUAAUAGCACAUGAUGGUAAUCAAGUUUUCCACUUUGUGGAUGGACAAUGGAAGAAUAUUUCUCCUGAUACUUCUGGGCAAACCCAAAUUAAUGGUUUAACUCUUUUAUCUACAGAUUUCUCUCAAAGAAAUUCCAUAAUGAAGAGAGAUAGGGUUGGUAAUGAACUUGUGGUAAUAAAUGGAAAUUUUAGCAGUCCCGAUUAUGGUGACAUUAAUGCAAUGUAUUAUGAUUUUAAUGGUUGGAAUCCAUAUUAUUUUUCAGUUCCUCGAGAAUCUAAUUCAGAUGAAGUAAUUCCGCAAGGUCAACUUUUCCUGAAUAAAGAUGUAUCCUUUACUUCGAGUUCUCAGAUCUACUUAAGCAAUGAUAAUGACAAUGACGAUACUCCAGCCGCCAGUGAACCUGCAACUCAUGAAAAGCAUACUAAAAAGUUAGCUAAGAUAUUUGUUGUUUUAAUUGCAUUGGCUUUGGCAUUAGCUACAGUAGCUGUGUUAGGCGUGGUCGGUGUCUUAUUCGCUUAUCUAUUUGGUGACCACAACGCAUAUGAACCUUUGAAACCUAGGAUUAACGAGGCAGAAAUGUUGAAAACGGUGCCACCGGAGAAAUUGAUGAAAUUUAUUUAG
Messenger RNA from Eremothecium cymbalariae DBVPG#7215, 3639 nucleotides. It is a transcript of the gene RAX2, whose product is annotated as Rax2p. The record is from RefSeq and is a predicted model, not a curated record. Lineage: Eukaryota; Fungi; Ascomycota; Saccharomycetes; Saccharomycetales; Saccharomycetaceae. Gene Ontology annotation, biological process: cellular bud site selection; positive regulation of establishment of bipolar cell polarity regulating cell shape. Gene Ontology annotation, cellular component: cellular bud neck; plasma membrane of growing cell tip; cellular bud scar. Bases 1 to 3639 code for a protein of 1212 amino acids. The transcript has a single exon.